AACUCGCAGAGAUGCAGACGGGGGAUUUUAUCCGAAACUUCAAUUUUCUUCUCUUCUGCUCUGCUGACACUAACCGACCAUUCCCUCCCUCCCUUGCUCCUUCGCUGCAGUAAUGGCGGCUCCUUCUCUCCCCGCAUAUCAUCAUCUCAGCUCUUCGUUUUCGAAGAAAAAUAGCUCUUGCAACCAUUACAUUGCUAGUAAUGUUGACAUUAAGCUGCGCUCUUCUCUUUUAGCUUCGCCCAUUAGCUUGUCUUCAAACCCCAAUUUUUCUCUGCAAUUCCUUGACAGGAAACACUCUCCUCUUCUUCCCUCAACUCCCUGGCGUCUCUCUGUCAUUGCAAUGGCUCCCCCUAAGCCAGCUGGCAAGACCAAGAAAGUGGUUGGAUUGAUAAAGCUGGCUCUCGAGGCCGGUAAGGCAACUCCUGCUCCUCCUGUGGGGCCAGCACUUGGUGCUAAGGGCGUAAACAUUAUGGCCUUCUGUAAAGAUUACAAUGCCAAAACUGCUGAUAAAGCCGGCUAUAUCAUUCCUGUUGAAAUUACGGUCUAUGAUGAUAGAAGCUUCACUUUCAUUUUGAAGACACCACCUGCCUCAGUUUUACUGCUUAAGGCUGCAGGAGUGGAGAAAGGUUCUAAAGACCCGCAAAACGAGAAAGUGGGAAAGAUCACAAUUGACCAAUUGCGUGCGAUAGCCACUGAAAAGCUACCAGACUUGAAUUGCACCACCAUUGAAUCAGCAAUGAGAAUUAUAGCAGGCACUGCAGCUAACAUGGGGAUUGAUAUUGAUCCUCCUGUUCUUGAACCCAAAAAAAAGAAGGAAGUCUUUUAUUAUUGAUGUCUGUAUUUAGAAUUAUCUAAGAAAUCAAUUUGAAUUUUUGCCGGCCAUGGCAUGCGAUGUUGUCCUUUUCCAAGUAGAUGUCAAUAGUUCUGCUGGAAAAACCAAAUGAAGUGGUGGGGACAAGCUGUGGAUAAUGAAGCCAAAAACGCGAGGAAUUAAUAUUAUCAUAUUCUGAACACUGUUUUGGUUAAAAAUUUGUUUUGUGAUGAUUGUUUGCAGCGAAAUUAAAAGAUGAUUUGUUUUCAACGCAA
Molecule: messenger RNA, 1086 nt
Organism: Jatropha curcas
Lineage: Eukaryota; Viridiplantae; Streptophyta; Magnoliopsida; Malpighiales; Euphorbiaceae
Gene: PRPL11
Product: plastid ribosomal protein l11
Biological process (GO): translation
Cellular component (GO): cytosolic large ribosomal subunit; ribosome
Molecular function (GO): large ribosomal subunit rRNA binding; structural constituent of ribosome
Source: RefSeq, a predicted model, not a curated record